ACGAGAAAUCUGCCUAAAGAUCCUUACGGACAAAAUAAACUGUAACAGACACCUAUCGUUGUUCUACGAUUGCAACGUAAAUCACUGUAUUAUUAUAUUGUUUUUUCUUUUUCGUAAUGUCGUUAUAGUUAAAACACCGCGUAGUAUAAUUUGUGAAAGGAAAGAAUGAAUAAAGAAAGCACUUCGCCUGAAUAUACAAUUAUCACUCCGUCUAGAAACCAAUGUGUAUACACCAGCUGUUACUGUGAGGAGAAUGUGUGGAAAUUGUGUGAAUAUGUCAAGGAUCAGGGGACGUGCUCGUUGGACGAGGUCUAUGCAGUUUUUAUAUCUAACGAAAGAAAAAUGAUACCCAUUUGGAAACAAAAAGCCAGUCGAGGUGAUGAACCAGUCAUCUGGGAUUACCAUGUUGUUCUUCUACACACAAAUAAACAAGGACAGAGCUUUAUAUAUGAUCUAGACACCGUCCUUCCCUUCCCUUGUUCACUCGAUGUAUACUCAAAGGAGGCGUUUCAUUCUGACGAGCAUUUAAAACAUGCUUUCUGGAGGAAACUUCGUGUCAUACCAGGGGACACCUACUUGAAGAAGUUUGCUUCUGACCGUUCACACAUGAAGGAUUCUGACGGAAACUGGCGUAUGCCGCCUCCAGCAUAUCCUUGUUUAGAGACAUCAGAGACUAAAAUGAAUCUUGAUGACUUCAUCUGCAUGGAUGCCCGAGUGGGAUAUGGAGAGGUUUACAACCUUUCAGACUUUGUUCAACACUUUAGAGUGAAGUAACAAGUUUUUUUUUGCAUUAUGCCAACACCUUUGUGUUGAAAAAUGUACAUAAACAGAGCCUCAGGGAAAGACCCCAUUAGCAUGGACAGUACUGUGUCUAAGCAGGCCUCAAAAUACAUAUUUGUUGCCUGUGAAACUCUUUUUACUAAUAUUUCAGAUCCUACACCUUACAUUGUAAUUCAUAAUUACAGGUAGUCAGGUAGUAAAAUCACAAAGGACAGUCAGAAAUGCAGCUGUUGAUAAUAUACAUCCUUUUAUAAAGAAAUCAGUUAAACAGAUGUACAAAUAAUAAAAAUGCAGCAUUUAAACAAACAAACAACCAAACCGAAAUGGUAAACUGCGUAAGCAGUUGUAGUGCUGUAGUUUUUAAACAAUUGCUGCCAGGUAAUCCUUAACCUCAGCAGGUGACAGUCUGCGAAAUCCUGCUUCAUUACAGAUGCCCACCUCAAUAUUGUCCUCUGUCAUCUGCCCUUCAAAACUUUCCUGUAGGAAAAAAGAAAACGCCAUAUUAUGUUGUUGUUUUGAGCAAUCUGAUACAGGGAAGUUAUUUAGAGAUGAAUUAACCUUCAAAGUUAAGAUGGCGGUGUGAAUAGCAUCUUCAAGCUCCAGAUCUUCAUUAUAUCUGUAACAAAAUGAUACAAAGCCAUGCUGUAAAAAUUUAGCAAAAUCAUUUCCCUAUUUUUGAAUCUAACAAAAAAAUCUAUACACUACAACAAUUCAACCUGCAUAAGACGAUACGUUGAUGAUUUUAGUACCUUUUUUCAAGGAAUGUUUUUCCAUUCACAUAGUUCUUUCCCAUUGCUGUGGCUUUCCAGGCGAAGUAUGCUCCCUGUGGGAUAUCACGAUGACAGAUUGCAUGUUAAUAUAUUAUGAUGAAAAGAAUAAACAGUGAUGAAAAUGU
This is a messenger RNA of Megalobrama amblycephala (Wuchang bream), 1675 nucleotides long. It is a transcript of the gene ntaq1, whose product is annotated as WDYHV motif containing 1. Gene Ontology annotation, cellular component: nucleus; cytosol. Lineage: Eukaryota; Metazoa; Chordata; Actinopteri; Cypriniformes; Xenocyprididae. The transcript is spliced from 6 exons. The coding region runs from base 166 to 774 and encodes 202 amino acids. Gene Ontology annotation, molecular function: protein-N-terminal glutamine amidohydrolase activity; protein-N-terminal asparagine amidohydrolase activity. The record is from RefSeq and is a predicted model, not a curated record.